Molecule: messenger RNA, 984 nt
Organism: Diutina rugosa
Lineage: Eukaryota; Fungi; Ascomycota; Pichiomycetes; Serinales; Debaryomycetaceae
Product: alternative oxidase
Exons: 1
Coding region: 1-984 (327 amino acids)
Biological process (GO): alternative respiration
Cellular component (GO): mitochondrion
Molecular function (GO): alternative oxidase activity
Source: RefSeq, a predicted model, not a curated record
AUGACUACCUUGACGUUGGCCCGUUAUUCUUCUCGUGGUCUUCCCUUGACCGCAGCCUGGAGCCGCCAUAUUGGCCCCGUCCGUUAUUACAGGCCCACCGAGCUCCGACCCCCAGAAACAGUGGACCACGUCGGUACAACCAAGUUUUUGAACCCGCCGCAAUAUCGUCAUGCCAAUUGGCUGGACAAUGAUUGUGAGCUAGUCCAAGUGACCCAUCGUGUUCCUCAUGACUUUACCGAUCGGUUUGCCAAUUUUUGCAUCCAAACGGUGAGAACGGCGUUUGAUUUUGUCACCGGUUACAAAAAAUCCGACGACAUGUCGGAAACAUUCAAGGGCACCCGCUACUACAUGACGCUGUCGAAAUGGCUUGUCCGAGUGAUAUUCCUCGAAUCGAUCGCCGGGGUGCCAGGGGAAACUGCAUCGUAUCUCCGCCACUUACGGAGCUUGAGGUACCUCCGGAGAGACAUGGGGUGGAUCGACCUGCUUCUGGACGAGGCGUUUAACGAAAGAAUGCACUUGUUGACGUUCUACCACAUCGGCAACCCGCUGAAGUUAGUGCGGUUCAUGGUGAUUGCGUCGCAGGGCAUCUUUACCAAUAUCUUCUUUUUGUGUUAUCUUUUGUGGCCCAAGUUGGCCCACCGAGUUGUAGGCUACCUUGAGGAAGAGGCGGUAUACACGUACACCCACUUGUUAUACCAGUUGAAGGCGGGCCAGUUGCCAGAUUUGGAGAAGGCGCCGGUGCCCGAGAUCGCGUGGAAAUACUGGACCACCCUCAACAAGCAUUCCACGUUUGAAGAGCUUAUCUUACAGAUUCGUGCCGACGAGUCCAAGCACCGGGAAAUCAACCACACCCUCGCCAACCUCAACCAGGAGGUCGAUCGCAACCCGUUUGCCUUACAGGUGGACACCGACAAACCCCAGCCCAACGACGGGUUGAAGGUGGUACGCCCCACGGGGUGGGAGCGCAAGGAGCUUGAUUUGUGA